Oncorhynchus keta (chum salmon) is the source of this 1083-nucleotide messenger RNA. RefSeq lists its product as uncharacterized. The coding region runs from base 1 to 1083 and encodes 360 amino acids. The record is from RefSeq and is a predicted model, not a curated record. Gene Ontology annotation, biological process: response to bacterium. The transcript is spliced from 6 exons. Lineage: Eukaryota; Metazoa; Chordata; Actinopteri; Salmoniformes; Salmonidae.
AUGAUCAGACAUUGGGCAAUCUUUUUGUUUUAUGCCAACUCCGUUUGUGCAUUAACCAAGGACAUUGUUCAACCAAACCCAGUGAUGGUUACUCACUGGGGAGCUAGUGUGAAUAUCACUUGCUUUUGGCCAACUGAUGUGAAUACCUAUGUUGUUUGGUUCAAGCAGACUCUUGGACAGAAACCCCUUCUCAUGACAUCGACACUUUCCAGUGGACAAUAUUUUUACUUCAACGACUUUACCAAGAAUUUCACUGAGACUAAACAUCUGAGUGUGAAGAGAGGAGUUGACAGCUUCAACCUGACCAUCUCUAAGACAGAGCCAUUGGAUUCUGCUACAUACUACUGUGGUGCCAUGAAAGUGGGCAAAGUCAAAUUUGGAGAUGGAACUUUAUUGAUUGUAAAAGGUUCAGAGUCCAACAGCAUGUCUGUGCACCAGCAGCCUGUGUCUGAGUCAGUCCAGCCAGGAGACUCUGUGACUCUGAACUGUACGAUACACACUGAGACCUGUGCAGGAGAACACAGUGUCUAUUGGUUCGGACAUGGCUCAGGAGAAUUCCAUCCAGGAAUCAUUUACACCCAUGGAGACAGGAGUGAUCAGUGUGAGAAGAGCCCUGAGGCUGGGUCUACUACACAGAGUUGUGUCUACAACCUCCCCAAGAGGAACCUCAGCCUCUCUGAUGCUGGGACUUACUACUGUGCUGUGGCCUCAUGUGGGGAGAUACUGUUUGGGAACGGGACCAAGCUGGAUGUUGACCAUGGUUGUAAAGAGGACCAUCUCCUCUUGGUGUACUGUCUGGGUGUAGCGUUGGCUCUUUGUGUCAUCCUCAUCAUUGUCCUUGCUUAUGUUUUGUAUAAGAUGAUCAAGAAAACCUCUCUACUGUGCAGAGGAAUGCACCCUCAGACAAGUGGUCUGGCAGUCGUUGGUUCUCAUAACCAGGAUCGAGAAGAUGAUGACACACUCACGUCGGUCCAUUACGCUGCUCUGAAUGUCAUCCACAAGAAGCCAAAGAGCCGGAGACAGAGGAGCACCAUGGAGAGAGACACUGUGUACUCUGGGGUGAGGUGCCAAAACAUGGACUGA